Messenger RNA from Acytostelium subglobosum LB1, 1170 nucleotides. RefSeq lists its product as hypothetical. NCBI's taxonomy places the organism in Eukaryota, Evosea, Eumycetozoa, Acytosteliales, Acytosteliaceae. The transcript has 3 exons. Gene Ontology annotation, molecular function: protein heterodimerization activity. Bases 1 to 1170 code for a protein of 389 amino acids. The record is from RefSeq and is a predicted model, not a curated record.
AUGACAGUUCAGAUACAUAAGAUAUGUGGCACCGCAUUCAGUGUUGCCAAGACUCCAUAUCAUAGAGAGUUUUACUUCUAUGACAAGCUGUUGGACCAGGUUUACGAGCGAGAAAACGGAUCCAUAAAUGACAAGCCAUACAUCACUCUUGAAGCUCGUGCAUUGCUCACCGAUAUGAUCAGAGAUACUGCUAGUCGACUACUCCGCCACGCACAAUGCCUGAUGCUCAGUACUGAGCAACUACAGGAACAUCCAGGAAGAGGCAUCCGAUGUAUACAUCUGAGAAACAGCCUGAGGACUCUGUUCUUUGGGGAGCUGGCACAACAGGCUGCCCGACAUGGAAGAGAGGCACUAGAAAGACAUCGACUUCGCAGUGACCCAAUAUCUACAUUCCCUCUGUGGAUUGUCAGACGAUGGACAAGCGGCGCAGGCCUGGAUGUACUGACCUACAUUACAACCGCCAUCUAUCUGGUUGCCAUCACAGAGUAUGUCUUGAAGGAGAUCUUCACAUCAACAUACGACCUCUUCAGAGGAAUGGACAUAAAGUCAAGCAUAAUACCAGCCCUGAUCAAGUGCGAUGAAGAACUGGCCGAGUCAAUUCCGUUCUUUGGACUUUCCACUAACCUCAAUCCAGCGGUAGCGACUCCUCCAUCCGAGAGCGAAGAGGAAUCUUUGGAGCCUCUGGAGGAUCUGUCAGAGCUAUGCGAAGAAGAAAGCGAGAAGUUGAGCGAGGCAGAGCAGCGAUACCUGGGCAUGGAUCAGCGAUUUGGCAGACUGCUGUUAAAUCUGUCCGAAGAACAGUUCGAGGGAAUGGUCAGGUUCAUAGGAUUACCACAAGGCACCAGUACCAAAGAGCUGGUAGACCAUCUGGAGCAAAAUGGAUUCAAGACACUGGACGGACAAGACUUUGAGUUGGUGCGCGACAUCAAUGGUGAUGAUAGUCAUGACAAGGAGUACGACAACGAUACUCAGCACCUCAUCCAGUGUUGGUACAACGACAUGUACAAGCAUGAUGGCUACCAUGACGUCUGGUACAUGACUCCAGUACAAGCGUUCAAGACCCUCAAUGUUCGCAUGAAGGAUCUAGACGAAUACAGGAAUAACAAUGAGUACAAAGACCCAACUAUUGUGGACAUCAAAAACAAUAAAUUAAUUAAACAAAUCUUUUAA